AGAGAGAGACAGAGAGAGAGAGAGAGAGAGAGAAUGGAGGAGGUGGUGGUGAUAGUCGGAGCUGGCCCGUCAGGGCUCGCCGUGGCGGCAUGUCUCACUUCGCACUGCAUCCCAAAUAUAAUUCUGGAGCGCGACGACUGCAUCGCGUCUAUCUGGCGCAAGCGCUGCUACAACCGCGUAACCCUCCACCUCGGCAAGCAGUACUGCGAGCUUCCCCACGCGAAGCACCCGCCCGCCACCCCGACGUUCAUCCCCAAGGACGAAUUCAUCCGCUACCUCGACGACUACGCGUCUCGCUUCCAGCUUCGCGUCCUGCUUCGCCGCAACGUGGAGUCUGCGGAGUUCGACGCGGCCGCCGGGAGGUGGCGCGUUGCAGCGAGGAAUCUGGACUCGAGCGUUGCAGAGGAGUACCUGGCGAGGUACCUCGUGGUGGCCAGUGGGGAGAAUGAUUGCAUGGUGGUACCGGAGAUUCCCGGUCUGGAUGGGUUCGACGGGCCGGUUUUGCACUCGUGUCGGUACCGGUCCGGUUCCGACUUCAAGGGGAAGAAUGUCCUGGUGGUUGGCUGUGGGAAUUCUGGGACGGAGAUUGCUUUUGAUCUGGCUGACUCUGGUGCCAAGACCUCUAUCGUGGUCAGAAAUCAGGUUCAUCUAGUAACGAAGGAGAUAUGGCUGUUUGGUAUGUUCAUCAUGAAAUUUUUGCCAUUACAUUGGGUGGACAUGAUUGUUCUUUUUCUCUGUUAUAUCGUGUUUGGAAAUACAUCCAAGUAUGGCAUACAUAGACCAACCAAGGGCCCCAUGUAUUUGAAAGCAAACAGCCCAAUCUAUCCUGUUGUCGAUGUCGGUGCAUUCAAGAAAAUAAAAUCUGGAGAAAUUCAGGUUCUGCCUUCAAUAGCUAACAUAAAAGGCAAUAGUGUGACAUUGUCGGAUGGAAAGCAGUAUCAUUUUGAUGCCAUAAUUCUUGCUACAGGCUAUAGAAGUGCAAUAAAAACAUGGCUCAAGAGUGAUGAUUACCUAAUUGGUGAUGAUGGAAUGGCUAAGCAAAAAUUUCCAGAUCACUGGAAAGGGAGAAAUGGGCUUUACUGUGCAGGGCUUCUAAGAAGAGGAAUUUAUGGGUCUGCUGAGGAUGCAUUUAGUAUAGCUAAUGACAUUAGUAAAAGCUAUCAAAUUGACCAAGGCCAAACAUUGGAGAAGGUGCCAAAGCCUGCAAAAGUGUAACAUGGAUUCAUCAAGUUGACUGCUUGCAACAGUCUUAUCUUUUUAUCCUGAAUAAGUCUUGGGCCAGAUGUUGUGUCAACAAUAAGACAUUUAUUUUGUGAUGUUCCAUUUAGCCUCAUCAAAAUAAAUAUUUUGUUGGUGGAGCAUGUUGCUA
Messenger RNA from Elaeis guineensis (African oil palm), 1369 nucleotides. Its product is annotated as probable indole-3-pyruvate monooxygenase YUCCA10. The record is from RefSeq and is a predicted model, not a curated record. Gene Ontology annotation, molecular function: NADP binding; flavin adenine dinucleotide binding; monooxygenase activity. Lineage: Eukaryota; Viridiplantae; Streptophyta; Magnoliopsida; Arecales; Arecaceae.